Poeciliopsis prolifica (blackstripe livebearer) is the source of this 4087-nucleotide messenger RNA. RefSeq names its product vasorin-like. NCBI's taxonomy places the organism in Eukaryota, Metazoa, Chordata, Actinopteri, Cyprinodontiformes, Poeciliidae. The transcript is spliced from 2 exons. Gene Ontology annotation, molecular function: transforming growth factor beta binding. Gene Ontology annotation, biological process: negative regulation of transforming growth factor beta receptor signaling pathway. The coding region runs from base 285 to 2390 and encodes 701 amino acids. Gene Ontology annotation, cellular component: extracellular matrix; plasma membrane. The record is from RefSeq and is a predicted model, not a curated record.
CUUCUCGCCUCCUUCGCUUCACGGAGCGCUUUUCGCUGGAGCCCGGCGGAGCUGAUGCGAGUCUUCAGGGCGCUGCAGUGACUCUCCGCUCGCUUCCAGCGAUGUGUUGGAGCUAAAAAAAAACAGAAAAAAGUUUUUUGUUGUUGUUUGUUUUGUUUUGUUUUCAUCACUGAUACAGCCCUCUGCCUCUCCCUCCCUCACUGUGGACAAGGAAUUGGAAGUGAAGCUGCAUUCCAGCGGGGCUCUGGAUUAAACUUCCCCAAGAGCGUUGGGCUGUCGUCAUCAUGUUCCUCUACGUCCUAUGCUUCCUACUGGCCUCUGAAGUGGCGUUCUCCACUGACUGUCCAGAAUCCUGUUCCUGCAUCUCCCCAAACUCAGUGUUUUGCAUUUACAGGCGGUCCAGCACUGUACCCCACGUCCCCGUCUCCACCCAGCAUCUAUACGUCUUUCAGAACGACAUAGAAACUUUGGUCCAAGAUGACUUCAAAGACAUUGUCGAGUUGGUGUCACUGGACAUGAGCCAGAAUAAGUUGGUGGAAAUUCCUGACAUGGCUUUUAAGUCGCUGUCUAAAUUAAAGAACUUGGACCUUUCUGCUAACCAAAUAACUCACAUUUCCAAAGACAGCUUCUCAGGGUUGGUCCAGUUAGAGAGGCUGUAUCUCCAUGGAAACCUCAUUCAGAGCAUUCAUUGGGAAGCUUUCGAUGGUUUAGAGAUGCUGUUGGAGUUGAAGCUGCAAGGAAACAAGCUCACCUCCCUGCCUUUUCUCAAUUUCCCCAGGCUACUUCUUUUAGACCUCAGUGACAACAAGCUCCCAUCUUUGGAACAUUCACAUCUUCACACUCCUCAUCUAGAAGCCCUGAAAUUGUCCUCAUUAGGGCUACCGUCAUUGGAUGAACAUCUUGUAGCCUCCCUGAGAAACCUUCAUGAACUUGACUUGUCAAUGAAUCAGUUCAAGGAAGUCCCUCAAGCCCUGAAGCAGGAGUCUCUCAAGGGGCUUACGAAACUAAGCCUGGCUGCUAACCCACUUUUUGAGCUGAGGGCGAGUGACUUUCAGCAACUGGUUGCACUUCAAGAACUGGAUCUAAGCGGAGUUAAUCUCCAGGGAUUUCCUGAAGGUUUUUUUGAAAGCUUUUCAAAGUUGACACAACUGACCGUAGCCGAGAACCCCUUCAACUGUCUCUGCCCACUAGCCUGGUUCCCUGUCUGGCUAAAAGAGAAGGAAGUCAAUUUGAAGCGACCAGAGGAAACCAGAUGUCAUUUUCCUCUCGUUAAUGCUGGGAAGACACUUUCGGCAUUAGAGCACAACGACUUUGGAUGUCCACUAACCACAACAGAAUCUGUUGGCUCCCCUGUAGAAAACACCCCAGUUCCCCAAAUCCCUACCACCUCUCCAGAAACCGCGCAUACUAAUGCUAUCCGUCCCCCUUUACCGCCUAGCGAUGAAACUUUUUCCUCCAUAACAGACAACCCAUCCUUUGGAUCAGAUCCUCCAGUGUCUCCCAGCUCUACUGUUGUGAAAAACGAGUUACAUUUCUGCCCACAAAACAUCUGCUUGAAUGGAGGGACUUGCUACUUUGACCCAACUGGCCGACUCAACUGUUUGUGCUCUUCGGGGUCAUCUGGAGACUACUGUGAAAUUCAUAAGGUCGUGCAGCAACAAUCUGAAACAGAGGUCUCUGUAGUGACUUCAGCAAUGCCAGAUAAACUAGAUGCGAUCAGCUCACGGGAGGUGACAUCUACAUCGAUACUCCUUGACCUGCACCACUUCAUCGAGACACGGCCUCACAUUCGUGGCAUCAGGCUGACCUACCGUAACCUCUCAGGCCCCGACCGUCGCCCUCAGAUGCUGAGUUUGCCAACAUACUACCCUGUAUACACUUUACGUGGUUUGAACCCAAACUGUACCUACUUGGUCUGUGUCAGUCCCCUUGGAGAAAAGAUCCUUUAUAAAGGCAACAGCUCUGCAGAACUGGGUCCCUGUACAGAGGCUCGCACUAGUCCUAGCAUCUUUGUAGAACAUUUGGUAGAUCCAGACUCCCCUAUGACAAAGAAUCUCAUUGCAGCGCUGGCGGUUCUAGCAUUAGUCCUAGUGUUGGUUUUGGUGGCAGGUACAAUCAUCUGUUUACAGAAGAAAAGGCAGGCACAUUCAGAAGUGGAGCUGGGCUCAACGGAUCCUGAGGCAAUCGACUUGGAGGGUAAAAAGGUUCAUCUAGAGAACGGAGUCAAUGGUACACUACCUCUCAAACAGCCUGAGGCAGAUCGUUGCCAGACCCCACAACUCCCUCCAUUACUGCAACAAAAUGGAAGUCUGGACUAUGAAGCACCCUUAAUGCAAGGGCACUGUCCAUCAAAUAACAAUCAAGCAACACUGAAGCCGUCUUAUUUCUAACGCUGAGCAGGGUCUAAGCAGAGUUUCCAUUGGGACUUUCUGAACCUGCUAUAUCUCUCUUAGUUUUUUUUUGUACCCAUAGCAGAUGUCCACUAUUGGACUUUGGGCACUUACUGUCCUUUGUUGUCCACAUGAUGAUGAAAUAACAUACCAGAUUAUAUAUUUAAGAGACUCAAAACAAUGGGAUUUCAGAUCACAGCAUAUUCAAAAUGUGCUUAACCACUAUGGGACAAUGAAGAAGACGUGGUUGAAACUCAGUGAAUGGAGGGUGGCAGUGGAACAUCUAAUCCAAUCAAUAAAUCAAGUGCAAUCAAUGAGAAGAGUCUUUGUAGUGGACAGUGACUGCUAGCAGUGACCUACUAUAACUCUGUACCUUUUUUUUUUGCUUAAAUGAAAGAGAGAGACUUUAAUCCUGUUGCUGGAUAUGGGAAUACUGAAACUGAAAAAGUGCCUUCAACUGGAGAAUGCCAGAGGUUUAAAGACAUGAAGACUUUUGAAUCAUAAAUUUUAAUGUUAAAGGACUUUCAAGUACCUGCAAGGGAUUGAAAACAAAAAAGUUGCACUGAAAACUGCAUUUGUGUCUUUUGUGAUGACUGCUGCAAAGCGAAGAUUUGGAGAAGCAACAAUAAAGUUAUGCUCGGAAACUUUCCAAAUUGUUACAGACUGUAACCGCUGGUCAGAGUCUGGAUUCACGUGUUGACAUUGUCUAAUGUAAUAAAAAAACAAAUCUCACAAACACAGAUUUGGGAUUCUGCAGUUUCCCCAAAACUUCCAGUUUCCUACAUGGCAGAGCCUUUGGCUUCUCUGGAAUUAAAUUUACUGUGAAAGAUUAAGUAAAAUGGACAUUAUUUGUAUUAUUCUGUGCCGUUACGGAGAGGCUGUUUAACCAGUUGGUUUCCUGCAUUUUUUUUUUUUUUGUAAAUUUUACUUUUUUUUUUUUUUUGUAAAUAGUCAUUUAGUAUUAAUACUAUUGAGAGAUGAAACAGCAGUUGUUUCUGCUCAAAGGGCACAAUGUCAUUAAGUCUCAUCAUGUCAACGUUUCCUCUUUAUCUUUGUUCAGAUCAAGAUACCUUCACUAAAUUCUAUGUCCAGAAUCAAGAAAAUCGGCUCUUGCAAAACAAAGAAGAGAAAUAUGACCAUGUUAAGUUUGAAACAGAAAACUUGGAUGACAGUGCAUAACGCAAUGUUUUAAGAGAGACAAUAUCUUUUUUGUGUCAAAAAGUAACGCCAGAAUUACUUAUCCACUGGAAAAGCAGUGAUUUGUCUUCAUAUUUUCAAUAAUGACCAUGCAGGUUUUUUUGUUUGUUUUUUUUUUUAUCAGAAAUUUGACAUUUGCCCUUUAAAAAUUAUGUCAUCGUGGUUAUUUUUACUGCUCAUCAUUUUUGUUUACAUGGCCUAAAAGUUUUCUAAGUUACAGUUUGCGUAAAUUACCAGUCUAAUUCUCACGAGACCUUAUAGAAGCACACCAGUAGCAAUAAAACACAAACUUAAAAAUGCACAUAAACAUCCAAAUUUAAUACAAAAAUAGAAUUGUAAUUAACACUAUUGAUAUUUUUCUAUUGAAGAUGUGUAACAUGUUCAGCUCAAAAUAAUGUCUGUAUUUGUUCUCCAUAACAGAGUAACAACAACAACCCUGACAAGAGUAGGAUUCAGUGACGUUUAUAUAUAUCUAGAUAUAUAGAUAUAUAUCUAGAUAU